AGCAGUUAUGAAUACAAGUGCCGCAGACUGACGCCGGUGCACAUGCUGGUGGUGUGGUUCCACGCCACGCUACUGCAGCGCCUGGGCUCCGGCCCGCUCUGGCACAGCACGGUGGGCCGCGAUGUGGCGCGCUGCCGGGCCGGCUGGUGGAGGAACCUGCUGUUCAGCAACAACUAUGGCGACCACAACCACCAGUAUUGUUUGUUAGUUUCGUGGCACCUGGCGGUCGACACCCAGAUGUUCCUCGUGUGCUUGCCGCUAGUGUACGCCCUCUGCCGGAGGCCCUGGUUGGGACGCGCCGUCCUGGCUUCGCUCUUCGCUCUGUCUGUGCUGGUGCCAUUCCUCGUCGUCUGGAUCGGCAGGCAUGAUGCACUCGUCUUGCCCAUACUCGAGAACAUCGAAGACCUGCCCUCGUCCCGGUACAUGCAGGAGGUCUAUGUGAGGACCGAGAAUAGAGCCGCUCCUCAUUUGAUCGGCGUGGUGGCUGCCCUGGUCAUGGUGAGGUUCAGACAGUCCCACUUCAGGAUCAACAAGGCGUGGUCGCUGGCGGGCUUGGUGCUGCUGAAGGCCGCGGCGGUGGGGACCAUGCUGUGCGCCUACCCGCUCUACGCCCCGGGCUGGGAGCGCUCGCAGGCGCUGGCGGCGCUCUACGCAGCCCUCAGUCCCGUGCUCUUCGCGGCGGCGCACGCAGGCGUCGUGCUGCUGCUCUGCUUCGGCUCGCUGGGAAAUUUAAAAAAAAUUUUGACGUGGAGGCCUUUCCGGAUUCUUGGUAAGCUGACAUAUGGAGCCAAUCUAGUGCACACUCUAGCGCAAGUGUACUACAAAGGAACUUUAAGAGUUCAACUGCCUACAGAUGUGUUUACUUUCCUGUGGAUGGCGGCGGGAGACGCGGUGUUCUCGUUCGCGACGUCCUUCCUGCUGUGGCUGCUACUGGAGGCGCCCGCGCGCGCCCUGGGGGGCCUCGUGUUCGGGCAGCGCGCGGCCUCCAGGCGCCACAAGACCUCCUGAGCGGCCGUGUGAUUCUUCAACUACAUCAUUUUGUAUGCAUUUGUAUUGGAAAUAUGACACAAAAUAGCAAAAAUAAAUCACUGGAUCACCCACUCGA
Bacillus rossius redtenbacheri is the source of this 1105-nucleotide messenger RNA. RefSeq names its product nose resistant to fluoxetine protein 6-like. Bases 43 to 1008 code for a protein of 321 amino acids. NCBI's taxonomy places the organism in Eukaryota, Metazoa, Arthropoda, Insecta, Phasmatodea, Bacillidae. The transcript is spliced from 6 exons. The record is from RefSeq and is a predicted model, not a curated record.